Molecule: messenger RNA, 1029 nt
Organism: Symbiodinium sp. CCMP2592
Lineage: Eukaryota; Dinophyceae; Suessiales; Symbiodiniaceae
Source: the annotation of a GenBank genome assembly
AUGCAGCCCAGUAGUUGCCCGCACGCCGCCCACGAGGAGGGCGUAGCCAACCAUCGGUUCGAUCCCCAUAACCUUGAAGACUGUAAAUCCUUCACCUUCGAAAACUGUUUGCAGCUUAUUGUUGCGGGAUCCAUCGACCCGGCAGAGACGGACACCCAGGUUGCAGUGGAUCCUCCGGCAAGCAGCAGUAUUCGGGGCAAAGGGCUCGGAACACGUGCUGCUGAGACGAAAGCCUUGCAACCUGCCAAAGCACUCUUUGAGGAGCCGAAGACCCAGACAACCCAAGCUUUUCAACCUGCUGCAGCCGAACAGUCCAAAGCACCGCCCGGGCAACCGAAGACCCAGACGACCGAAGCCUUGCAACCUGCUGCUCCAGCCGAACAGUCCAAAGCACUCUUUGAGGAGCCGAAGACCCAGACAACCCAAGCUUUGCAACCUGCUUCAGCCGAACAGUCCAAAGCACUCUUUGAGGAGCCGAAGACCCAGACAACCCAAGCUUUGCAACCUGCUGCUCCAGCCGAACAGUCCAAAGCAGUCCCCGAGGAGCCGAAGACACAAACAACGAAAGCCUUGCAACCUGCUGAAGCCCUCCCCGAGAAACCGAAGACCCAGACGACCGAGACCUCGCAACCUGGUGCUUCUUUACCCCUCGAUGGGCAGCCUGAGCACACGCACGGCCACGAUGAUGGCUCCGAGUCAAGCAGAUCCUUGAACCUCUUCGAUGCCAAGGCCUGUUGGGCAGAGUUGAGUAUUCAGGAGAUCUUGAGGCGACGGGAUCAACGUGACUUUGAGGAGCCAGAGGAGCCUGAAGAGCAGGAUGAGCCCCGAGGAGGUUCGCGAGGAUCAGCGGCAGAGAAUGAUGCUCCCGGCACGAAGACAUUUGCAAAGCGAUCCUGCCCCCCGAAGCCGGGGCCGGGCCUUGAGAAAUGGGUUGCCCUCAAGGAGGUCUUUGAGAGCCAGUUGGCUCCCAAGUUUCGCUUCCCUACCAAGUACGAGGACUGCUACUCGAAUUUGGGGUUUGAGGCUUGA